AUGCCGCCACGCAAACGACCAUUCAAGUCAGCGGAAGCGCAGGGGAAUAUUCCCACGCUUGAACCCACUCUACUGCCUACGGGUAACGACCCAGCGCCUGUUCGACAGUUCACUCCAAUCAACGCGGCGACGACUUCGAACUUGCAACAACCCUCAGUCACGCAGUCGACCUUUGCCCCUAGCAACCUGUUCCCAGUGGACAAUGAGCCUGAGUCGACUAAUGUGGCACGACCUGGACCAUCUUUGACCUUGAAGCCCAUCCAGAAGGAGAAACCGACAGGCUUGGCGACUCCAAGAACCGCAGUGCUGGCAGAUCAUGACUGGAACAUGCUCAUGUCGAAGCUCAAAGAGCGUAUGGGGAGAUUCAGCAACCCGGUAACCACCCCGCAGAAGCGCACGGUGACUUUUGAUUCCACUGUCGACGACCAACCAUCUUCCUCUCCCCUGAGCCGCUCCGAUGAGCGGUCAUUCUCUCGACCUUUAUCACCAGCUCAACCCACAGGACAGAGACUUUUGCCGACUCCACCUGCACCUACGGACUUUGAACAGCCGUCGGCUCAUAAAAGAUCUCUCGGCUUCGGGCCAGACCUUGUGGAGAAACGGGCCAAGACCCUGCGCAUGGAGGGGGCCCACCGACGCCUGGACGCCCUUGAAGGCCAGCGCAUGACGGACAUUGAGGGCUUUCAGACGCGGUUUGCUGCGACAGAGACUAAAACAACACUUAUUGGAGAGAGAGUCGAUGAGAUUGAGUCAAUGGUCGACGAUACGGCUGAGAAAUUGGGCAUCCUCGAACAGGACGUCAGCGAGGGGGUCACGUCAAGCAGUCAGGCACUUUAUUCCUUCGCCAAUCUUACUUGCUAUCGAGAACAAAAUGGCGCUUUUGAAGACAGUUACCAGAGGCCCGGAUAG
Messenger RNA from Ilyonectria robusta, 909 nucleotides. RefSeq lists its product as uncharacterized. The record is from RefSeq and is a predicted model, not a curated record. Bases 1 to 909 code for a protein of 302 amino acids. NCBI's taxonomy places the organism in Eukaryota, Fungi, Ascomycota, Sordariomycetes, Hypocreales, Nectriaceae. The transcript has a single exon.